Molecule: messenger RNA, 1200 nt
Organism: Fusarium sp. VM40
Lineage: Eukaryota; Fungi; Ascomycota; Sordariomycetes; Hypocreales; Nectriaceae
Source: the annotation of a GenBank genome assembly
AUGGCACCUUUUACGAUUCCUGAGGAGCUAGCCUCCCAGCUGGAAGUUGUUAAGAACCCUGAUACUCGGUCCACCAAAGACAUCAUUGCCUCACUUAACACCCAUGUCCCCGUCACUUCAGAGAAAAACAUCUGGGCCUUCUGGCACUCUGGUCUUGACAACUUGCCAAGCUGGUGUCAACGUAAUGUGGCUGACUGGGUACGUAUCUGUGGUCCGUCAUGGACAGUCCAUGUGCUUGACACGGUACCUGAUUCACCCAAUCACAUAUUGAAUUUCGUCGCCGCCGAUUUGCUUCCCGAGGCUUUGGUCAAAGGAACCAUGGAUGGCCCAUAUGUUGGACCACACACUAUGGACUUCUUGAGAGGCGCUUUGCUGAUCCAUCAUGGUGGAGUGGCUAUGGAUGUUGGAUGUAUUCUCAUGCGGGAUAUGGAUCGCGUUUGCUGGAAUCAGAUUGCUGAUGACAAGUCACCAUUUGAGGUGGCCGUGCCUGUUAUAUACGGCCAGACCAUUGCAAAUCACUUCACCGCCUCCCGCAAAGGCAAUCCUUUUAUUAAAAGAUGGCAUAAAUUGUUUCUUCAUCUGUGGGGAAAUCGCCACAACUACGUUGGGAUGAGUAACAAUCCAGCCCUUGGCUUCGUCAAGGACAUCGACUUUAGCGAAGCAGAAGGCUGGACAUGGGACUUCAAGAUCGACGUGCAGCAGGUACUUGAGUAUAUCUCGCAAGUCAUGUGCUGGCGACGAUUGACUAUGCUCGAAGAUACUGGCGACAACUUCAAUGGGUCCAAGUAUUGGCAGGAGCACAUUCUCGGUAUUGAUGCGCGAACCGAGAACUGGGCUGCCGAGAAUUUGGUUGGAUUCUCUUCAGGACAACGAUUGUAUGACCUGUUCAGCUUGCCACUUGAUACCAACCCUGAGUUGGAAGAUUUCCAAGAAGCGCACAAGCUGGUCUGGCACCUUUUGAGUAACGCCAGCUGGCAAAAGGUCACGCAUGGAAAGGGUCUAACGCACUCUCCACAUCUAGGACUACUUUGGGAUGAGAACGAUGGCAAAGACAACGAGCCAGGUACUUUCGGAGAGUUACUGCGAUGGGGAGCUGUCAAUUUGAGGCAGAAACGGGAUAGUAUUGUUACCAGAGAGACCAUUGUGUCCCCGGUUAUCCUGAAAGAAGGUCUUUUCGGCCCUGUAGAUAAAAGGAACUAA